AUGGCAUCCAAGCAGACAGAGCCAGUCACCAUCAUUAGUCUACGGAAGUUGAGUCUGGGGAACCCAGAGCCACAGCCUAAAGAGACCAAGACGUUCACUGUAGAGGAUGCCGUGGAGACCAUCGGAUUCGGGCGCUUCCAUAUUGCCCUGUUUCUGAUCAUGGGCAGCACGGGGGUGGCUGAGGCCAUGGAGAUCAUGCUCAUAGCCGUGGUGUCCCCCGUCAUCCGCUGUGAGUGGCAGCUGGAGAACUGGCAGGUAGCGCUCGUGACCACGAUGGUGUUUUUUGGCUACAUGGUCUGCAGCAUCCUCUUUGGUGUCCUGGCUGACAAAUACGGCCGCUGGAAGAUUUUGUUCCUCUCAUUCGUGUGGGGCGCCUACUUCUCCUUGCUGACGUCCUUCUCGCCGUCCUACACCUGGUUUGUCUUCCUGCGGGCCAUGGUGGGCUGCGGUGUGUCCGGCCACUCUCAAGGACUCAUCAUAAAGACCGAGUUCUUGCCGACAAAAUACCGAGGCUAUAUGCUCCCUUUGUCUCAGGUCUUCUGGCUGGCCGGCUCCUUGCUCAUCAUCGGCAUGGCCUCCGUGAUCGUCCCCACCAUCGGCUGGCGCUGGCUCAUCCGCAUCGCCUCCAUCCCUGGCAUCAUCCUCAUUAUAGCUUUCAAGUUUAUUCCUGAGUCAGCCCGGUUCAACGUCUCCACUGGGAACACGCAGGCUGCCCUGGCCACACUGCAGAGCAUCGCCAGGACCAACCGUUCAGUCAUGCCCGAGGGGAAACUGGUGGAGCCCGUGCUGGACAAGCGAGGAAGAUUCAAGGAUCUCUUGGAUCCAAAGUAUUUAAGAACAACACUGCAGAUCUGGCUCAUUUGGCUGGGCAUCUCCUUCGCCUACUAUGGGGUCAUCCUGGCCAGCGCCGAGCUCCUGGAGCGGGACCUGGUGUGCGGCUCGAGGACCGAAUCCGAGUCGGAGCCGGUGGUGACCGUGGGGGACUCGGAGGAGACGCAGGGCCCCUGCUACUGCCACAUGUUCGCCCCCUCUGACUACAGGACCAUGAUCAUCAGCACCCUGGGCGAGAUAGCGCUGAACCCCUUAAAUAUCCUGGGCAUUAACUUCCUGGGGAGACGGCUGAGCCUUUCCAUCACCAUGGGGUGCACAGCCCUGUUCUUCCUCCUCCUCAAUAUUUGUACUUCCAGUGCUGGCCUCAUUGGCUUCCUCUUCAUGCUGCGGGCGCUGGUGGCAGCCAACUUCAACACCAUCUACAUCUACACUGCGGAGGUGUACCCCACGACGAUGCGUGCCCUGGGGAUGGGGACCAGCGGCUCCCUGUGCCGCAUCGGUGCGAUGGUGGCGCCAUUUAUAUCCCAGGUACUCAUGAGUGCCUCCAUCCUGGGGGCCCUGUGUCUUUUCUCAUCAGUCUGUGUUGUAUGUGCCAUUUCUGCCUUUACGCUGCCCAUUGAGACCAAAGGACGGGCCCUACAGGUGGCAGUUCGCAUAAAUACAAUUGUAUGA
Molecule: messenger RNA, 1503 nt
Organism: Sorex fumeus (smoky shrew)
Lineage: Eukaryota; Metazoa; Chordata; Mammalia; Eulipotyphla; Soricidae
Gene: SVOPL
Product: SVOP like
Exons: 15
Coding region: 1-1503 (500 amino acids)
Biological process (GO): transmembrane transport
Cellular component (GO): membrane
Molecular function (GO): transmembrane transporter activity
Source: RefSeq, a predicted model, not a curated record